CGCUUGCUACCUAACUUUCCAUUCGCCUCAACGCGAUGAGGCUGGCGGGUGCGGUUUUGGGUCGUCUGGCGACAAUGUGCAUCAUGGCGCUGGGAACAGGAAGUUCCGCACUAUCCGCGUCAUCCUGAAAUUUCAAUGCGAACCUAGCACGAUUAGCCAUGUUCAGCAAACUGUCGGGCUUCGUCCGUCAGCACAAGAAAAAGAUAUUGUUCGGUGGCGGCUUCAUCGCGGGAGCGUAUCUUCUCAAUCAUUUCCUUCGGCGUAAGUUGGAUGAGUGGCACAACCAGCAAACGCAGAGCUAUCUCGAUCACUUGAAGCACCAACAUCACUUCGAAGGUAUUUUGCAAACCUCAGACAGCACAAUACUUUCGCUGCUACCAAAAAUACGUGAACCACUGCUUCAGAUUCUGGAAACAGAGUCGCUUCUUGAAAAGUUGAAAGCUCGCCCACAUAACCGCCUCGAGAUAUGGGAAGAGAUGAAAGCUCGAAUUUUGGCAUUUGCCGUCUGCAGCGUGUAUGCCGAAAGUUUGUUAGCGACACUCCUACGGGUCCAGCUUGGAGUCAUCGGUGGUUACGUUUACGUGAACACCCAACGACAGGCGCAAGAUACCGGGGGAGCGCUGCCGGCUCUCACAAACCAGGAAACCCACCAGCUUUACUUGUCACUCGUACAGUAUUUCUUCGACAGCGGCAUUGAAGAACUGGUUCGUGUUGUGAAGGUAGCCGUCGUGACAGCGUUUGGACAUGUCAGUCUCAAGGAGCGAGUCAGUACAAAUGACUUCGCGAUAGCUUUCGAUUAUAUCAAGGAACAUCUGGCCCGUGACGGGAAUCCGUUGCCGGGAUUCGUUAGUUUCUUGCUCCCACCGCCCAACGCAGAACACGAAGCCGAAGUCUCACCCGUGCUGCGUAGUAUGGUUUUGGAAACGAGAGAUAUUCUAGAGACGGAAGAUUUCUCGAAGGUGCUCUCCGCUUGCAUAGACAUGGGAUUUAGCAGCCUGCGAUCUGAAGUAGAAACGAGUAUUCGUAUCAUGCAAGACGCAGAAAGUGAGCGCCCCUCAACAAGUUUCCCACUGGCAAGACUGCUACCCGUGCUGAAAAGCUGUAUUGUUGCAGGUCGAAGGGACACAUUUGUGAAGGAAGUUUUACAGAGCGACUUGCUGCAUAGCAUGCUGGCAAAUGUCUACGAAGCGUUUUGUCAAACUGAAAAUGUGGACAGAGUGAAUCACAAUCUUGCACCUUUUUCAUGAUGAACAGAACCUUUGCACACAGGUUAGGGACGGUUUUUAAUGCCAGGAGGAGAAAAGAUUUCCUGGUGUGCCAGCUUUUGGCCCAGAAAAAUGGGCAGUUAGCCUGAAUGCCAUGAUACAUCAAGUGCAACGUGCUUUGUUACUCAGACGCACACAAAUGUUUUGCUGUUCUUAUUUAUUCGUAGUAUUUGUCAUGAGGAUGACCUAGCGGCCUAGAGAAAUGGAAGGUGGCCUUCUGUGACUAACUGGCAGCACUUCACACUUAGCUUGCCCUCAUGUUUGUUAUUGUUUCUCACAAUGGUGAUGGGCUUACAUUAUUGGGAUAUUAUUUUCUGUGAUAUGCCUUAACUGAGAUAUGCGCAGGCACCCUUCAACGUAUCACAUCACCAGAGAAAAAAUAACACAAAGGGACAUAGAAGCGCAUCAUGUUAAAGGUGACAUAAUAUUGAGCAUAUUUAUACUUGUUUCAGAAAAGAAAGAAAAAUACUGAUGAUUACACAGAUAUGUUGUCAGUAGCAAAUGCCACCAUGUUCUGUGGCAUCACAGUAACGCUCAAGUUAGUUUUUCUCUAAAGGAAUAAUUAGGAAGGGUAAUAUAUAUGUACGUUAUCCUUUAGAGUUCUAGAACGGCAGCAAAACAAAUGUCAUGGCAAAGCAGAAAGAUACAGGUCCAACAAGGCACACAUAUACGACGAUUGAUAGGAAUUCGAUUGUUGGAAAUGCAUUUAGUUGUGAUGUACGAUGCAUUAUCAAUCUUUGCUCUGGUUUGUUUUCUUACUGUGGCAUGUCACUCACCUUUGGUGUUCCAGCACUUUCUACUGGUUGAUGAAUAUUAUUGUAAUGGGGGAUUGUGUGUAUCCUGGUGAUGCGUAUUGUUGAGUAUCGUUGUUUUCAUACAUUUUUACCAAUCUAAUAUAUCUAAUAUCUACUUAAGCCACUUUAUGCAAUAUAAAAUGAGGUACAAGUGUUGUGUCAAAGUUCUAACUGUAAAAAUAAUUCCUUUUCUUCACAAAUGCCCAAGGACACGAGAAAUAUGCUGCGAGAGACAGUGCCCCUGAGCAUGCUUGGUCUGUAAGAGUGUCAUAUUUAAGGUCAAUACUACAAGUCUAACUCCAAUGGGCAUGGAAUAUGAAUGUUACCACAACUUACAAGUACAUUUUGUAACUUCAAACAAUAAAAGAUAUGGUGCAUUCA
Messenger RNA from Ornithodoros turicata, 2440 nucleotides. RefSeq names its product peroxisomal biogenesis factor 3-like (gene Pex3). NCBI's taxonomy places the organism in Eukaryota, Metazoa, Arthropoda, Arachnida, Ixodida, Argasidae. Gene Ontology annotation, cellular component: peroxisomal membrane. Bases 159 to 1247 code for a protein of 362 amino acids. The transcript has a single exon. Gene Ontology annotation, biological process: protein import into peroxisome membrane. Gene Ontology annotation, molecular function: protein-macromolecule adaptor activity. The record is from RefSeq and is a predicted model, not a curated record.